This is a messenger RNA of Rotaria sp. Silwood2, 1566 nucleotides long. Lineage: Eukaryota; Metazoa; Rotifera; Eurotatoria; Philodinida; Philodinidae. The record is from the annotation of a GenBank genome assembly.
AUGACCAAGGAUAAAGAAGUAGAUACAACCAAUAGAACAUCACAAGAAAAAUACCCACUCGUAUGUUCACAUCGUUUACUUCUUGCUUUUUUGGCAUUUUUUGGAUUUUUUCUAUGUUAUGCACAACGAAAUGGACUUUCUGUGAGUAUCGUUUGUAUGGUUAAUCCUGAUGUAGAUAAUACAACAUCAACACAUGGUAGUGAUUCUGUUAGUAACCAACGAAAUAUACCAGCGUCAUGUCAUAAACAUACAAUAGAAAAGAGUCGAUCGCCAAGUCAAGUUCUUCAGUGGCCAAAACAAACUCGUGGUGUUGUACUUGGUUCAUUCUAUUGGGGUUAUGCCUUAACACAAAUAGUUUCAUCAGUUGUGGUUAAUUUACUUGGUCCAAAACGUUUUCUUGCAUUACUUAUAUUUCUUUCAUCGAUAUCUACAAUAUUGUUACCAGUUUUUGCUAAAUUUCAUCCAUCAAUUGUUAUUCUAUUACGUGUUCUUGCUGGUGCAGCUCAAGGUGGUCUUUGGCCAACUAUUUUUCGUUUUUGGUCAACAUGGGCACCAGCAUCUGAACGAGCAACGCUUCUUUCAUUUCAAAGUGCUGGACCUUCAAUGGGUACAAUUAUUUCAUUAAUACUCGGUGGUUUAUUUUGUACAUUUUCAUUAAAUGAUACUAUACCAUUUAUUUUUCGUUAUGGUUGGGCAUAUUUUUUAUAUCUUCUCGGUGGUCUUGGUAUUAUAUGGUCAAUUGCUUGGCUUAUUUUUGCAAGUGAUACACCUAUAACAAAUAAACAUAUGUCGACAAAGGAAAAAGAAUAUAUUCGAACAUGUAAAGCAGAUGAAAAAAUUCAAGACAUAAAAACUAAAACACCAUGGAUGCCGAUGCUUCGAUCUCAAGCUUUUUGGUGUAUUCUUAUAUCGAUGUUUUUUUGUGAUUUUGCUGUUUGGACAGUUGUUCCUGAAUAUAUGAAUGAAGUUUUAUUAUUUAGUAUUCAAGAAAAUGGUCUUCUUUCAGCAUUACCACAUAUUGCAAGUUUUAUUAUUGUUAUGUUAACAGGUGGUUUAGCUGAUUUUAUAAUAGAAAAAAAAUAUUUGAAACGUGUUAAUGCACGAAAAUUAUUUCAUGGUGUCGGUACAUUAACACCAGCUAUUUGUCUUUUAUUAAUAUCAUUUCUUGAUUGUCAACAUCGUUAUUUAGCAGUUGUUUUAUUAAUUAUUGGAAUAGCAUUAAAUGGUUUUAUGAUGUCAGGAGGUUAUAUCGUUAAUGUUGGAGAUUUUAGUGGUGUUCAUUCGGGUGUUGUUUUUGGUAUUUGCAAUACAAUUUCAAGUAUUGGUGGAUUUUGUGCUCCAUAUUUAACAAGUAUUAUUACAAAACAUAAAACAGCUACUCAAUGGAGAAUUGCAUUUAUGCUCUAUGCUGCAUCAUUUCUUAUAUCAGCUAUUGCUUUUUCAUUCUUAGCUCGUGGUGAAACAGAACCUUGGGCACGUGAUGAUAUACACGAUGAAAAAAACAAAAAUGAUCAUGAUGGUGCUGAAGAAUUAAUGGAAAUAAAUUCGAAAAAUCCAACUGUUUAA